UAAAACCCUUUUUCUGUCUCUCCCCCACUCCCACCCAUCUCCACCGCCGUUAUCGUUUGCAGCAGCAGCAGCAGCAGCAGCAGCAGCAGCAGCAAUGGCUUCAGAGAGGAAGCAAUCGAAUCCAAUGAGAGAGAUUAAGGUUCAAAAACUCGUCCUCAAUAUCUCCGUCGGUGAGAGCGGAGAUCGUCUCACUCGCGCUGCCAAGGUUUUGGAGCAACUGAGUGGCCAGUCCCCCGUCUUUUCCAAGGCAAGGUACACCGUGAGGUCAUUUGGGAUCAGGCGUAAUGAGAAGAUCGCAUGCUAUGUGACCGUUAGGGGAGACAAGGCUAUGCAGCUUCUAGAGAGCGGGUUGAAGGUGAAGGAGUACGAGCUUCUAAGACGCAACUUUAGUGACACUGGCUGCUUUGGAUUUGGUAUUCAGGAACAUAUUGAUCUGGGUAUCAAGUACGAUCCAUCGACUGGUAUUUAUGGUAUGGAUUUCUUUGUGGUACUAGAACGGCCAGGUUAUCGUGUUGGUCGUAGGCGCAGGUGCAAGGCUCGUGUUGGUAUCCAACAUAGAGUUACAAAGGAGGAUUCAAUGAAGUGGUUUCAGGUGAAAUAUGAGGGAGUAAUUCUCAACAAAUCCCAGCAAAUUGGGGCAUAGCUAGUUUUUUUUUUGGUCAAUUCAGGUAACCGUUGAAUUUGUAUUGCACCCAAGUGAUUCAGAUCAUCUUAUUACUGUUGCUUUGUUUUGUUUGUAUCUGUUGAAUCAUCUUUAAUUAGCGAAGUCUUUUUGAGAUCUCU
This is a messenger RNA of Cynara cardunculus var. scolymus (artichoke), 783 nucleotides long. Its product is annotated as 60S ribosomal protein L11-like. Gene Ontology annotation, biological process: translation. The coding region runs from base 95 to 643 and encodes 182 amino acids. The record is from RefSeq and is a predicted model, not a curated record. Gene Ontology annotation, molecular function: structural constituent of ribosome; RNA binding. The transcript is spliced from 5 exons. Lineage: Eukaryota; Viridiplantae; Streptophyta; Magnoliopsida; Asterales; Asteraceae. Gene Ontology annotation, cellular component: ribosome; cytosolic large ribosomal subunit.